AUGGAUCAAAUAUAUAGUGAAGCAAGGAGUUUAUCAUUUUUAUUGCUUUUGGUUUUCAAUUUUUGUCAAGGCAUAACAGCAAAGGAGUAUUGUCAGACAUCUGACGGGGUCAAGGAAUGUGAUACUGGAUGUUGUGGUGAACACUGGAAUAACAAUGUUUCCUGCUGUCCAUUCCAUCCUGCUGCGUUCAUCAUGAUUGUAUUGGCUGUGGUGUUGGUCGUCGCCUUCAUCUCCUAUUGUAUCGUUUCCUCAGUAAAGAAGUGGAGCCGAGGAAAAACAGUCAUCAAGCCUGAUAUUUCUGAUGAUACGAAACAAGCGUCGUCUAUCUCAUAUGUCGUUGUGGGCCCAGGUUACCGAGAGAAGUAUCCGCCGAUUCUUCCACCAACAUAUGACAACGACCAGGAUUGGAGGGAACAUUACUCAUCUUCAACAUCAACACAUGGAUCGAACUACCUUCCACAACAAUAA
Molecule: messenger RNA, 468 nt
Organism: Ylistrum balloti
Lineage: Eukaryota; Metazoa; Mollusca; Bivalvia; Pectinida; Pectinidae
Exons: 4
Coding region: 1-468 (155 amino acids)
Source: RefSeq, a predicted model, not a curated record